CCGAAAAUGUAAAAUGGUAAGUUAGAUAUGUGUUCAUAUAUUUUCAUUUUCUUCAAACAAGCCCUUCUACGGAACGGAAGAAUUUGUUUUUUAAGUGUUAAUUCACUAGACGAUUUGAGUUUUUUCAAAACCACUCCUUCCGUCUCAUUUUCCCUUCCAUCUAUUUGCUUUAUGUGGGUCCCAUACUCCACAGACGCACUCCAAAUCUCUCGUUCGCAAAAUCCUUUUUCAUCUUGGGAGGAGGACAACCAAAAACCCUAGCUUGCUCACCAAAACCACGACGAAAUUCUUCUCUCUCGGAAGAAAAUGCUCAAGGACCUCAUUCAGAAGGUCUCGUAGUUGAGGUAUUCACCAAAAAAAAAAAAAUAACAAAAAGAUUUACAUUGUCAUCGUUCAUGGGCCCACAACAUUACAUUGAUCACCGGUGACGUUUUCACAAAUCCUAGUUUUUGCUCUUUGAGGGUUUCUUUCUUCUCACAUGAACUAGAACGACUGACUGCUGACUGUACGUCGUGAAUAAGGCGUGACACACACAUAUAUAUAUAUAUAAAAGAAUUUCUGCUCCCAAAAAUGGAAUGUCAUCGAGCCGCAAACAACAACGACGGGUGGACCUCCUACUAUGGAACCGAGUCGUUUGGUUGCCCCCCUUCAAAGAACAAAAAAAAAAAAAUCAAAAUUUUCCAUUCGGACGAAUCAGGAGAUCGAGUGUAUGAUUCGUAGAAAACAUGCGUAUAAAAAACUAGACGAAGUAGUUUCAAAAAAUCACACGGUUAAAGGACUUAAAACGUAUAUUUUAAUAAAUUUGGGACUUACUUUAAAAAGUUGUAUAGUACAUGGCCCAAAAUGUCACUUCACCAAUACAAUUAAAAAAAAUACAAAACGAUAAUAAUGUGUUGCUUGGAAGUUUUGCAGUGAUUACAAGGAAUCUGAUGAUAAGACCACCCAAAAAGCAAACACUAUAAAAAUGGCAGCAAGCAAUCCAUCUUCCAACACUCUCCUCACCCAACCUCUAAUCUCAUCCCACAAUCUCCAUGGAAAACAAGGGCUGUGGCCACAAAGGUUGCCCACUGAACCAAAUGUGCAGAAAGAUCCACCAAGCCGCAUUCGGCGGCGAAAAUCACCGUCGCAUCACCUCCUCCACCACCACCACCACCCACCACCGCCGCAGUACUGCCACCGCCGCGGCGGAAUCCCCAGCCGCCGCCACCACAAGGGUGAUCGACAUCCAAUCCAAACCACCCCAGCCGCCGCCGCCACAACCACAUCACAAUCGAGCUGCGGCGGUGUCAUUCAAGCCGCCGCCGCAGGAUGGCGGCGGCGGCGGCGAGCAGCAACACAACAGCCACCAGAGGAUUCACGUCGAGGACAGGUUCACCGAUUACAUCGGUCGGGUCAGGAGGAAGCUCAGGACGCUGUCCACCGUCGGCGGCGGCGGCGGAGGCGACAAUAAUCGGUAUAAUUAUGAUAAGCGCAGUUCAGGGGUUGGGAAGGACAGCAAGUUCUCUGACUAUAUUAGCCACGUGAAGAACAAGUUCGUCCGUACUUCAACUACUUCGCCUGCUGCUGCCAAGUCCAAGUCAUGGAUUAAGUGAUCGAUUUGGGUACUUACUGCUUUAAUUAAGCAUGCUUAAUUAAUUGGCGUUCAUUUCACGACCAGGAAUAAGUCAUUUUCUCGAUUGAUAUCUAUAUAUAUUUGAUUCCCUUUGUCUCUCGUAUGUGCAUUUGCUUGUGUAUGAUCUUCAUUUGUAAUGAUGGUUGGAGUGAGGUUCCAGAAGUGGUAGAUGUUCUUAUCCUACAUUACCACAACAAUGUUUGGCUUGCUUUUUAUGCAUCGAUAUUGUAUAUUAUGAUUGUUUUUAAACGUUAUGGUUUGAUGAUCAAUGUACAAAUGUGCAAGUCUACGAGUAUGCAAGACCGACUUCAUUUAUUGGUUUGACUUUGUUUACAUAAUCUGAUUUAAUAAUCUUAAUUUAGGAAUGAUUAGAUCUCAUGGUCCACGUCGUAAGGGACAACCUGCAUAUGUUAAGGGUUUGAUGUGAAUUUUCAGGCAGCAGUUAAAGUGUUUUUUCAAUCUGUUGUAAAUCUUCAAGGAAUAGUAUGUAAUCCAUUCAUUUGAGGUCAGUUAGCACACUAGUUUUAGGUGGUAAGAUGAGAUCCUAUUACGGUGGUAAGAUGGUAAUACAAUGUCCUGCCAUGGUGAUAAGAUGUUGAUACAAUGACUUACCUUGGUGGUAAAAUGGCGAUGAGAUGUUUUACCAUGGUGAUAUGUUCUUACCAUGACGAUUAGGGAUGGCAAAAAUAUCCGUAACCGUGGAUAUCCACCCGAACCCGGUCUAAUCGGGUAGGGUAAAACCCGAACCCGAAGGACAUUUAGUGGGUACGGGUAAAACCCGAACCCGAAUAUUGCAGGUAAUGGGUGGGCAUGGGUUUCUCAGUAUCCAACCCGAACCCGCCCGAUUAUACACAUACAUAUGUAUUUUGUCUAGAAAUAGUCAUUAUUUUUCUCUAACAUAUUUUAUGUUUAGCAUAUAAAUAUAAUAUUUUCAUGAAAUUGUGUUGUUUUAAUUAAUUUUCUUCAUUCUAGUGAAUUAUUGUCAUACUUUUCCUCUUGCGUAAUGUGAGAAUACGUGUGAAUGUUAACAUAUUGGUUGGAGUUAUGAAGAGAAAUCAUUACCCAUGGAUAACCGUGGAUACCCGAAACCCGAAUGAGUAUGGGCAUGGUUUUAACUUUCUACCCGUGUUAUAUGUGGGUAUGGGUAUGGGUAAAACCCGAACUACUUUGGGUAGGGUAACGGAUAUGCACUAUCCGUCCCCGACCCGACCCAUUGCCAUCCCUAAUGACGAUACGAAAGCAGCAAACACGAUUUUAUGGAACACAUAUGUUUUCUCCAAAUACAGCAAAUUGAUAUCAUUAUGUAGAUUAUAAUUGUCACACCGGUAUUGGAAAUUUCCAAUGGAAAUUAGUGAUCAUCAAUGGCAAUUAAAUAUGGGAAACGUAAAACUAAUUAAUCCCCUACCAACACACUAUCAAUAGAGGUAUGAUAAUUAAUCUUAGAGUAAGCUAAAACCAAAGCUAAUCAACCCCACCCAUUAGAACCCUCACGAGAAGACACCAACACUCCCGUGUUCUCACCACCAACUACUCACAAUACAGCAUCUAUGCUCAAGUAAACCAAAUACAUGAAGAAGAGUAAAGUAGUUUAGGGACUUUUCAAAUUAUGUAGAUGCAUAAUAGUAAAGAUACGUUAUUAAA
Linum trigynum is the source of this 3253-nucleotide messenger RNA. NCBI's taxonomy places the organism in Eukaryota, Viridiplantae, Streptophyta, Magnoliopsida, Malpighiales, Linaceae. The record is from the annotation of a GenBank genome assembly.